Messenger RNA from Perca fluviatilis (European perch), 1144 nucleotides. Its product is annotated as troponin I, slow skeletal muscle-like. Gene Ontology annotation, biological process: muscle contraction. Gene Ontology annotation, cellular component: troponin complex. The record is from RefSeq and is a predicted model, not a curated record. The coding region runs from base 224 to 760 and encodes 178 amino acids. Lineage: Eukaryota; Metazoa; Chordata; Actinopteri; Perciformes; Percidae. The transcript is spliced from 9 exons.
AGAUAAAUGGGUCAUGGGUUGAGGGCAAAUCAAAAAGGGUUGCACUGUGACUACAGCAAUUGUCAGGUGGACAGGGAGUCUAUUUUAGCGAGCCAUUCACAUGAGACUUUGAAUACAUAAAUCUUUCACUAAUAAUCAUGAAGUGCUUUUUCUUUUCCUGACUGACCGCUGUCGCUGCCCUCUCUGAUUUCCUCCCACCUUUAAGGUACUGUAAGCUGCAGACAUGUCUGAGGGACCGAGAAAGCCAAAAUAUUCAGCAACACGCCGGCUGCAUUUAAAGUCCAAACUGUUGAAGAGGGCAGCUUCUAUGCUGGUGGCUGAAAGUGAAGGGAAGAAACACGAGAAGGAGAGAGUUUUGAAUGAGAGCUACCCUCCACUAAAGCUGUCAGGUCUGUCAGUCGAGGAGCUCCAGAAUCUUUGCAAAGACCUACAUCAUAAGAUUGAUGUUGUAGAUGAAGUUCGUUAUGAUAUGGAGGUUAAGGUAGCCAAAAAUGACACAGAGAUCCAGAUGCUGUCUCAGAAGAUCGUUGGGCUGAAGGGGGCAAAGAGGCCCAACUUGAAGAGGGUGAAGAAAACUACAGAUGACAUGCUGGGUGCAUGCUCCGACAACUCCAAACUCAUGAAGGCUGACUUCAAGGCCAAACUUAAGACAGUGAAGAAAGAGGAAGAAAAGAAGGAAGAAGUGACUGACUGGCGUAAGAACGUGGAGGCCAUGUCUGGUAUGGAGGGCAGGAAGAAGCUGUUUAAUGCAGGAAAAUAAGAAGAAUUAUUGUCCAGAUUCAAGAAGAAGUUUCCAUUGCAAGAUGAAAUAAAACUUGUUUUUGUAAAGAAUGAUAUCAACCACCGGCACUUGUAAAAGAAUCAAUAAAUGCACUAAUUAGAUUAUACAGUAUUAAAUAGUUUAAUCUUGCUUUAAUGUAAACAUGUAUGUAUAAAAUGCCACUGUAUGCCAUGGAUGUAAUCAUAUACUGUAAAUUGUAUAGUACAAAGUACCCUUUGCAUAUUGAAAUUGUGCUAAAGAAAAGGCUGAUCAGCUUUAUGAGUUUGUCUUUUAAAGUGCAGUAUUUGUGUUACACAGAUGAUGGCGCUGUCCAGGUAGUCUGUAAUACAUGUGAUGAUUGAUUAAAUGACCAUAACUACUUUA